This is a messenger RNA of Amoebophrya sp. A25, 4308 nucleotides long. NCBI's taxonomy places the organism in Eukaryota, Dinophyceae, Syndiniales, Amoebophryaceae. The record is from the annotation of a GenBank genome assembly.
ACACCGAAAUACGCAAGUCACGAGCGUUUGUUGCAUAUUUCGCUGCAGCAGUAUACGAAAAAUUAAUCCUUGUUAGUGUGUACUAUAGACCUCACAAAGAUAUACAAGACUUGAAUCUCCCGGCGGCCAAAAGGGAACUGCAAAAGUAUGCGAACUGGUUGAAGACGUCCGCCAGGGACAGGCACGUGAUCGUAGCUGGGGAUUUCAACUUCGACCCACUUGUCCGCAAACCUUCGGAUCCCUCUCCAGCAGUGCGCGAAGCGCUUAUAGAUCCCAUCUUGGCGAUUGGCGGGCACCGUAUACGCGGAGUAGGCGUCACAUGCUUUAGAUCCGAGGCUGGAACAACGAUUGACCAUAUCUUCACCAACAUCAUUCAUAUAUCCGCGGGGGAUGUACGAAAAUUUCACAUCAAGGAUCAAGAGUAUCACGAGUUGCUGAAUGAUGAUGAAUUUCAAGACUAUCCAUCGGAUCAUGCCGCUCUAUACAUCUCGAAUCAAUCUCUAACCGAUGCAGCUUCGGUAGAGACAAGGCUGGAUCAGGAACUCAAGAAAGACCAAGAAGCCCAUGCCCUAGCCGUGAAGGCGAAGACACGAGCACAAGUUCUCAGCAGCUAUCCAGAUUUUCAACAUCCGUCAUCCAAGCGCCACAUCUCACAUUACGUGCUAGCUACAAAGGAUGAUCUGGCACAUGGAUUUGAAUUCAAGGUUAAGAUGCCUCGAGAAACGAAAAUCCUUGAAUAUGACUAUGCGAACGAUAUAGAACGAUAUCUACUCUUCCAGAGGGCCGUGCUUCCAAAAAAGCGAUGGAGAGAGGAAAGACGUCGCGAGAGAGAUGCAGCCAUGGCACAAAAUCCUGUGGGGAAGAAAAAGAAGAAAUUGCGGUCUUUAGUGCUUCGUCGACCAAUUCCCAACAACAUCUUUCAACUGGCUGAUUUCCUCUCGGCAGUGGCUAUCGCUGGAGGGUACGUUAUCGGGGAAAAGGUUGACAAAGAACGUCCGAUGAAAAUUUGGCAACAACCCUCCGGAUCCGUCACACGAGAAGCAGCAAUGAACGAAAAACAGAUGAUCGCGUACGAAGAAACGAGGCAGAAGGCGAUCACAGCUGCAAUGAGGUCGCUCACCGUCCAGAAGUCGAGUGCGCUUUUUUCUGCCACCACCAGCGUCCAACAAUCUGUAAUGGGCUCCAAGAGAGGAACCCCUACUGGACUUAUUCACAGUCUUCGGACAGGUACCUUAGUCAGCGAGACUCCAGCGCAAGUCGCGGCAGGUUUGACGGCGGAGCACCUCGAAAAGGCGAGUGCUUUCUGGAAAAUAACAGGAUUAGGCCAUCCUGAGCUGUGCAACAAUGACAUCUUCGAGGACAUGUUAUUCAUCGCACGAAACCUAGAUCCUAUAAGGAUUUCUACCAAUAUAGCCACGGAGCUCUUGCAAAAUGCAGCAGAGAAACCUGAAAUGAAAUCACCAAGUGGGGCGAGGAAGACAUUGCUGGCAGCGAUGAGGAGGUCGCCAGUAGCUCUGGAACUCUUCCGGGCCUGUAUGGAGAACUCUUUGAAUCAAGUAAAGGAACAAACUGCUAGGUCAAUUCCCUCCUUCGUUCCAGCUCAUCUCAAAAGACAGGUCGCUAGUUACUUGCAUAAAGAGGGAAAAGCGGCUAAGGGGUCCCAGCUUCGUCUGGUCGUUAGUGCCGAGCCCACAGUGCGUGCGCUCCUCUCCUACGCUUGCAGACAAUUAAAGACCCGGACUGAGCAAGCUGGAGCCCUUGGGACAUUCACGGCUGGCGGAAGAGAACUCUCAGCGCUGGAUGUUUGUAGGCAAGCAUGGGAUACAGCAAUUACGACCACAUUGGAGAAUCCAGAAGCAAUCGUUCUCAUUUCGGUGACAGACUUCUGCAACAUGUUCAACACCAUGAUUUUCCAGCUUCUCCUGCGAGUCUUGCGCCUUUACAAGAUCCGACCCGAGCUAAUCCUUUUCAUUGCCGCUUCGAACGUAUCUAAACAAGUCUUCACAUCUAACGGCCCAACGCUUGUCGCCUUACGCAGAUUCUCGCACUUGAUCAUAGGCACAAACGAAGCAUGUGAAAUCGCAAUUGCAGCUUGUGCCCCCUACCUUGCGUUUUUGCACCGCACGCUCCUGAGCAUACGGGAGGCAAAAGAACAAAGCAAGACGCCACCAAAGUUCGCACUUGAUCAACCACUGCAGAAUGCAAGAGAUCUACUAGUCCGAUGGAGCCAAUACACAAUGGACGAUGUAAUAGAAGAGGAUAAAUUCAAGCUGCGCGAAUGUGAUCUGGAUUACUGGGAAGAGUAUCAUCUACUCACCGCGGAGAUAAAAAAGACAGCGAACGAUCUUAAAUUCGUGAUGCGAAUUUGUGUGGACGACAUCUCAGUUCUCCUCACAACGACCAGAAAAGAACUACAAGGAGGUUGCCCGUACCUGCGAGCUUCCUCUCAUGCGGUGUGCCGGAUGGUGGAACUCUUGACAGAUGAUCUCUCCCUGUUCUUCGAUGGGAAGAAAAAGUUCAAGCUAGUGAUGCUGACCAAAUUUGAAGAUCAAGAACGGGACACUCUAGCGAAUAAGGCACAGAGUUUAUAUCGGGUUUUCGGGAUUGCGCCGCAAAUUGUUUAUGAAGCGACGAUAUGCGGAUUCCCUAUCAGAUAUGAUCUAGCUGCUUCUAUGAAGGACGCGAUCAACAGGAGGAUUGGUGCGUGCAGGUACUUGGCCAUGCGAGUGCGAGGCUUACUCUCAAACGUGGUUUCAGGAACAGACCUUUUGGAUAUUAUUCAACAACUCGCAUUUUCUCCGAUAGUACACCUCUUUCCAGCAUUUGCAGAUCGCAUGGAUUCCCUGGAAAAGGAAUUCAUUGAGGAAAAGAUCGCUGCUGCCAUGUUAUCGGAGUGCGGCUUCUCAAAUCAAGCAAUAAAUCAACUCCUGGCAGAACAUGGAUCAGACAGAAGCGCAGACUUGUUCUUCUCCGCCAUGACUGGUUUUCAGCGGCCGUCGAUUGUGGGCCCACGAGCGCGAGACAACGCUUUGGUGAAUUGGAUGAGUGUUACAGGCGAUGAACAGAUGGUAGAUCUAUUAAGGCUCACUAUCCAAGAGAUGACGCCGAUCGGCGAAACCCCGCCGGAGUUACGAUCAUUCAAAUUGGCUAAGUCCCACACCAGUCGUUCCACGUACAAUAAGCUGAUAGCCUCCGAUACCGCGCCACCAAGAAUGAUUUCUCCUUCUCAAGUAGAAUCAUGCGAUUUCUUGCUCGUAGUGAGCGGCGAGAGCGUAGUGGCCAAAUAUGUAGGCACACAAGCCUCGCUAGCCGCCCAGUACGCAAUUCCCAUGUGGUGGACCGUCACGUUGCCGGACGCGUCCUUUGUGGCCGCUGAACGUGCGAGGAACUUCAAGGUAACUCUCGCAGUUGCCAUGGUAAUCGAUAGGAUACUGGAGGUCGCACACAAGGAAAUGCAAGGGAAAACCUGUGUAGUGUACAAUUUUGGGUAUCUACCGCAGAUAGGUUCACUCGCAUACGAAGCCCUAUGGAGAGCCGCGCACAGGCUUAAAAUACGCAGCGCCGAACUCUUUUUAGUUCAGCAGAAGCUUCCUGCUAUACACGCGCACAUCUUGUCGGCGAAAAAUUGCUGCAGUGUUACCAAGAAAUUCGAUAUCUACGAUCCGCAACUGUUGAGGAGGUUACCAGAAGACGAUGUAAAGGAGCACAAAUUAGAGGAAGGAGCUAAUUCGUAUCCGGUCAUCUUACGUGAGAUGAAAGAUCGAAUGAAAUGGAACCAGUUAAGACAAAUCAUUGACCAGAAGUUACUGCCGUCAGACGAAUGGGAUGAAGGCAAGGACGAUGAUGUUCAAAUCGAUCCUCCAGAAGAUUAUAUUCUGACAAGUAUGGCAGAUGAAGCACUCAAAGAGCAAAGCGCUGAACUGGAAGCAGAAAUGAAAUUGAAAGUCUCGUCACCAAGUGGUACGUCUUCAGAUUCAGAAUCCUCACUCAGUAUGUCACUUGAAGAAAAGGACGAUGAUCAACUGUGAACGAAAGAAAAUCAUCAAGAUUUAAUCAGGGGGGAGCGACUCAUCGUAUUUCGCAUCUCCCCACGGCGUACCUAUAUUAUGUGAGCAAGACGACGUCAACGAAAGAAAUGUAAAUGCGAAGGAAUAAGACGAUGCAAUAUUUGUAGGAUAGCGCAGAUUUGAACUGCACAAGACGGGAUGUGGAAUCCACGACAAGUCUCCGAGCAAUUCAAGUACAUGUCAACGCAAUGAGUCAAUGAACUUAAACACGACUUCCCCAUAGUGUGAAAUUCAACUGAAG